AUGAUGGUUCCUCUUCUCCUUCUUCUCCUGUUCGCAACAGGACACGUCAGCAGUUGGGACGUCAUAGCGCAUCCGGAUUUGUCUGAUGAAGCGGAAUUGGGAGACAGAUAUCCUGAUUGGUUAUCGUUUCCAGAAGUGCCUACGGAUUCUGAAGAGCAAGAAAGUAUGUAACGUUAUUAUGCAGUUCCACGUCAUCAUUUUCUCAUUUUUCCAGCACAUCUCCAAACUCUGCUCGCUCCUCUUGACACCCCGGAUACUGACCCAGGUUAUGAGGUUAGAGAGCCUAUCGUGCAAACCCCGUUGGACGAUGACGAUCUGGAUUUGGUCCUUGCCUACCUUCAGGACGAAUCUUUCAACAAGACUGGACAACUCCGUUACGCGUCCGUUCCGGACAUCGAGGAUCAGCUCGUCGUCAGCAUCCUUGACGUCAUAUUCGGGAGUUCAGUGUAUCUCCGUCUUCUGAACAAUCCUCGAAGAGAAGCGAUGGAAACUGCUGUCAGGGAGAUGCUCCGUAUUCCGACGCAAGAAGUUUUGAAGCAACAGUUGCUGCACAAGAUCCUGGCGAGCCGCGCGGUCUACUCCAAGUACGUUGAGCCGAUGAUCGAGGACAACCAACGACAGAAGCUGCUCGAUUUCGCUCAACAUCUUCUCGACGCGCAUGAAAACGGAACACUCUCCACGAAUGACACUAAGGAAUUCGACAAGAAGUUGAACAAUUUCGCAUUCUUCAACCGUCCAGAAGAUAGGGAGUUCCGUGAGAAGUUCGAUGAGCUACAAAAAGUUUUUGGAAAGUCGAUGAAUGUAACUGGACUUAAAACAGGUCUGAGAAAGAUUUAAUCAUGAGUAAAAGUAACAAAACAGUUUUUCAGAACAGACUGGGAACAUCACUGCUGUUGAGUCAAAUAAUGGAACGUCGGAUAGUGUUUUGUCAACAACCUCAGUCGCGAACGUCACCGAACUCCCGGACUCGUUGCCACCGAACUCGAGCCGCGGCAACAGCAGUGCCACCGUUUUUAUCCCUGAUGUCACGGUUAUCAACGCGACGGACAGCGAGGAAGAAGAAAUCGACCUCGAUUUUGGAGGUAACUGAUCACCAAGUCUUCUCAUUACUCGGUAAAGUUUUGCAGAUCACAACAUCACCACAACUUCUGCUGCUCCAUCAUCGACGACCGAACCGAAAAGGAUCACGGAGCCAUUUGACAAGACAAAUGCUACUACGGAACCAGCGGUGACCAGAAGAACUCUGGGACCGAAUGUUCCUCGCUACAUUCCGCCAGUGUACUCCCACCCCGUCAAGUCCGCGAAUGCAACUUCGAGCUUAUCUGGUCCAGUGAAGACGGCUGAGAAACGUGAAGCCGCAGUCAAUGGAACCGCCAGUGGAAAGAGUGAUCCAGAGGAGGCUCGAUUAAACAGCACAGAACUGGCGAACACCCCUGAGAAGAAUGCAAUUUCAAGUGAUCUGAUUGGUAAGCUAGUACUCGACAUGUCCUGAUAACACUAAUCAUUCCUUCAGAUGUUAUGAGCCCUGCGCCGCCCAAGACGACUUCGGAAAAGAUUGAAAAGCCAGAGGAAGAUGAGGAAUACAUGACGGACAAAGAGAAAGAAGCAGCUGAGAAGAAGAAGAAGGAUGACGUCAAAUCCUCCCCUGGCCGGUCCAUCAUUGAUGACACUGUGGAAUUCGGUGUUUCGAAGAAAAACGAAACCACGGCGUCUGAUUCAAAGCGAUAG
Molecule: messenger RNA, 1728 nt
Organism: Caenorhabditis sp. 36 PRJEB53466
Lineage: Eukaryota; Metazoa; Nematoda; Chromadorea; Rhabditida; Rhabditidae
Source: the annotation of a GenBank genome assembly